CAUACGUGCGUGUGUUCUGAUUUCACUGUUCCUAACUGAAAACAUCAACUACAUUCAGCGCAAAUCGUGGCAGUAAAGUUCAGUUCUCGUGUGCAUUUUCAUCAGUUUUAUACCUGCACACUCAAAUGUAUCUUUGUCCUCAGAAUCUCGCGAUCAAGGCCAGCACAGCAAUCUGGAAAACAGACACGCUCAUCGCCCAUCUCAAGACGGAUGUGAGAAUGGAUAGGCUGUGUCAAAACAACGUGAACGAAUGAUUAAUCAAACAGUGAAUUGUGUGAGUCCAGUAAGAGAAUGUGCCACCUGGUGGUCAGAAAGGUGACGCGCUGUUUCCAUUAAACUCCUCACCAUGUGACGUAAGUCUGCCGGUUUAUGUUUUUUUGUCACUGAUGUUGAAGAGUCCACUCCUUUCUUUCAGUUCCCCGGCAAGAGCUGGGGAGACAUUAACAGCCCUGACGUCCUCGUUAGUGGCAACAUUAAAACUAAAUGUACUAUUUCCUGAGCUCAGUUGUGAGGUGAUGAGGAGUGUGCGGAGACUGAUGAACGAGUCUCUAUAUCAACUGUGUGACAACUAUCUACACAACACAUCAACCACACCGACGGAGAGAUGCAGAUGUAACAAUGCUUCUGCUGUACUAGACUCUACCUGCAAUUUGAGGAUUGUAAUGUGAGUCCAGGUGCAGUCCCGUCAUUUUAUGCUGGUGGACAGGAGCGAGAUGCUUCACUCGGCUGCCAUGACAACAGGACUUAUCUUUGUUAGCUGGCUCUUGUAUACGAGCGCAUGGGGCAAUCCCAUUGUGUCGGUGCCAGAGGGUGGGGAGAAAGAGCGCUUGGAGCGCGUUCUGACCCAGGCAAAGGAGGGUGCAAUUAGCCCUGGUGCAAAACAGCGUCUGGAGGAGCUGAAUAAUCUUGAACUAGAGGGGAUCAAGGGUGGGAACAAAUCCAGUUCUAGCAGGACCAGACCCAACUUGAGUUCAUUGAGACGAGGGUCCAAACUUCAAGGCAAGACCCUCGAAGCCUGGGGUGAGCAAGAAUCACUCAAGCAAACCGAAGAGGUACCAACGGAAGAGGCCAAUAUCUCUCUGGAUGUGAUCGAUGAGUAUGCAUACCCCGAUUAUAGGGGGAAAGGCUGCAUGGACGAAACGGGGUUUGUGUUUGCCAUUGGGGAAAAAUUCACCCCGGGACCCUCCACCUGCCCAUGCUUGUGCACAGAUGAGGGUCCUCUGUGCGCCCAGCCAGAGUGUCCAAAACUUCACCCUCGUUGCCUGCGUGUCGACACCAGCCAGUGCUGCCCGCAGUGCAAAGAGAAAAAAAACUACUGUGAAUUUCGAGGAAAAAUCUACUCAUCUCUGGAGGAGUUUAAGGUGUCUCCAUGUGAGAAGUGCCGUUGUGAACCCAGUGGAGAGGUUCUGUGUUCAGUGUCAGCUUGCCCACAGACCGAGUGUGUUGAUCCGAAAUAUGAGCCUGACCAGUGCUGCCCAGUGUGUAAGAGCGGGCCAAACUGCUACGCGGACACAGCGGUGAUCCCGGCCGGCCGAGAGGUUAAGAUCGACGAAUGUACCAUCUGCUACUGCACGUACGAGGAGGGCACCUGGCAUAUCGAGCGGCAGGCCACCUGCAGCAAGAACGAGUGCCAGCCGAGCUAAUGCUCGAGACCCUCAGCCAUUACCCGGACAGCUGCGGAGAUCUGGAUCACCCGUCCCAGCUGUAGUCCGUAUGGGCUCAGCACAGCAGCCCUGAGCCUCACACGCAGCCAAGACACCGGCAUCGUGUGCCGAUACAUCCGUCGGUCAUUUGUGACCGGUCAUGACUAUGAACUCAGAGUGUCCUGUAGCAUGCAGCGGAUGGGCCUAUUAACCUGGGAACAAAUCCAAGGGCCAGAGUGCGAAGCACUACUUUGCUCUCGCUACCACGGAGCCUCUGAGUUGGCAUCGAGUCAUGACGAGUGAUGAGAUUCAUCCGUUAGAGUUACAUGUAUAGUCUUAGGAGGCAUGGGGUCGGAUUCAACUAUAUUAAUACUUCAAGUUUAUAUUGAGAUUUAUAACCCAUAUAAAGGAUAUUUAUUUAUGUAUGUGCUGGUUUAACGAUUAUGAUUGGAUUCAGAUAUCUGAUUUACAGUGAAAUGAUAUUUUUUAUAGCCACUGUAUUUUGAUAUGCUGUAACGUUUUAAUACCGGAUCAGCUUCAAUCGGUCUUAUUAGAAUGUAUAAUGCACCUACAGCUGUCAAUGUGUCUGGAGGAAAGGCUUCGUCAAAGACUGUCAGGAGUGACACGUAACAUCUAACACAACGUCAGGAUAGUCAGCAGAGCAGAAUGGAUUCGGUCUCCAUUCAAGGAAAUCAAAAACGGAAAAAAAGCUGCUUGCAGAUGUUUGCAUUUAUGUUAAGUCUCUAUUGUACUCUUAUCUGAAGUCCGUUUUGCUAAGACGUGUUUCUAUGUGUACGUGUUUUCAUGUUUCAAAUAAAUCAUUACACUGUGCACUCUUGUUUG
Molecule: messenger RNA, 2486 nt
Organism: Carassius carassius (crucian carp)
Lineage: Eukaryota; Metazoa; Chordata; Actinopteri; Cypriniformes; Cyprinidae
Gene: vwc2
Product: von Willebrand factor C domain containing 2
Exons: 4
Coding region: 693-1643 (316 amino acids)
Biological process (GO): negative regulation of BMP signaling pathway
Cellular component (GO): AMPA glutamate receptor complex
Molecular function (GO): protein binding
Source: RefSeq, a predicted model, not a curated record